Molecule: messenger RNA, 927 nt
Organism: Ogataea philodendri
Lineage: Eukaryota; Fungi; Ascomycota; Pichiomycetes; Pichiales; Pichiaceae
Exons: 4
Coding region: 1-927 (308 amino acids)
Source: RefSeq, a predicted model, not a curated record
AUGGGUCAGGAAGAGACAUGGAGUAUCUGGAAGCAUGCUGAAUUUCUCCAUGGCUGCCUUUUGGAUGAUCGAGCAAGCCAAGUCCAAGUUGUCAUUAAUUGCUCUUGGCAGGUCUUCCAAAAUAGCAGGAUCGAUCUGUUGUCCCAAAGAACUGAUGUAUUGGUCCAAGUUGAGCUGAAUGUUUUCUCUCAACAAGUCUCUACACGAUGCAUGAGUGAGAGACUCGGAGAGGUGUCUGACAGUGUUGAUAUAUGCCUUUCUAAGCUUCAGCUCGUCAACCUCAAACGCAAAAUCUUUCAAAACGAGCGACUUGGUGGUCACCAAUGCAACAGAGUUGGUUCUGCUGACAACAGGAGGCAAGAUCUCACGGACUGCUUUGGUGAUUGCGAACUGAAACAGACGUCUGAGGAGAGUCGAAAGAGGCUUGUGCACCUGGAAGUUCCGAUUGUUGUUGCUGAGCAGCAGCCAACAAUCUUUGCUGCUGCAACUGUUGAAGAACGUUCAGUUGCUGUUGGGCGGCCUGAGGAGGUGCCAACACAGACUGGCCCAUACCAGGAAGUGAAACACCUCCCAGGUUAUGGGAAACGUUCUUCUGAUCAUCCAGAGACAUUCUCGCCAACUUGUUCGACCUUCAAUGAAUUGCAAACAACCUCGACUUCAAACUUCAGGUUCAACUUUAAUCCGGCAACGUCGUACAGUUCCUUCAAUGUUUGCAGUAUACCAACCAACCAUGGACUUGGGUAUUCAAACACCUUAGAUGAUUUCGUCUGGUCCAACACUUUGCAAACAAAUGGAAUGACAAUUUCCAAUUUCUUGUGGUCGAAUGCCUCAAUUAACAAUCCUUUGAAAGAUAAAUACUUGUGCUGGAUAGGCUUGUUUCUGGUCAAUGUCAAUCUUCCGAGCCAGGAACCAAGAUUCUUCAAAUGA